Nannizzia gypsea CBS 118893 is the source of this 681-nucleotide messenger RNA. RefSeq lists its product as hypothetical. The transcript has 2 exons. The record is from RefSeq and is a predicted model, not a curated record. NCBI's taxonomy places the organism in Eukaryota, Fungi, Ascomycota, Eurotiomycetes, Onygenales, Arthrodermataceae. Bases 1 to 681 code for a protein of 226 amino acids. Gene Ontology annotation, cellular component: nucleus.
AUGCCUCAUCAUCAUCAUCCUCACGGCGAUGACCAUGGCUGUCACGGUGAAGCAGGCCAUGAUCACAGCAAUGAUAUCACCCCCGCGCUGCAGUCUCUUCUUUACAAGCAAGUCGACUUCGACAAGAUCGAGACCAUGAAUGAAUCUGAGCCAAAAGCCGGUGCUGCCAUAGUUAAAAAGACGUGGGAUCAGCGACUCGAAGAUGAGCCUCAGCUUGAAAGUGAUGCAGAUGAACAACUGCUCAUGCAUGUUCCAUUCACGGGACAAGUGAAGUUACACUCAGUCCUGAUCUACGCUGCGCCGUCCCCCUCGGCCCCAAACACAGUCAAACUAUUUAGAAACAGACCCGACAUGGAUUUCUCCACUGCUUCGGACCUUGCACCUACACAGACAAUUUCUAUCCCGCAGGCUCUGACCGGCUCUCAAGCAGAUGUAAUAGAAAUGCCGCUGAACAGGGCACUCUGGAACGGAACUACGUCUGUCACAUUAUUCUUUGAAGAUAACUGGAGCCAGGGCGAGGAAGACGUCACGAAAGUUGGAUAUGUGGGCUUUAAGGGUGAUUUUAUGGCUUUGAACAAGGAGCCGAUUUCUUUCUUGUAUGAAGCUGCUGCGAACCCCAAGGAUCAUACUGUAAUCCAGGGGGUUGAUGGAGUGGGCAAGACUAUUGGAAGUGGAAACUAA